Molecule: messenger RNA, 1622 nt
Organism: Prunus dulcis (almond)
Lineage: Eukaryota; Viridiplantae; Streptophyta; Magnoliopsida; Rosales; Rosaceae
Product: ubiquinol oxidase 2, mitochondrial-like
Exons: 4
Coding region: 178-1266 (362 amino acids)
Biological process (GO): alternative respiration
Cellular component (GO): mitochondrion
Molecular function (GO): alternative oxidase activity
Source: RefSeq, a predicted model, not a curated record
CCACGCCGACUCUUUAAACCCCUCCUCAUACGCCGACUUCACCUCGUCCUGAAAAACCCUAAACCCUAAAAAAGUCCUGACACAACAGAAAACAAUCAAACAAACCAACCCCCUCUCUCUCUCUCUCUCUCUCUCUCUCUCUCUCUCUCUCUCUCUCUCUCUCUCUCUAUACCGAUCAUGAGCAUGAUGCUGGUGAGUCGAAGACACCUGGCGAAAUCCAUGGUUGGCGUCGCAGGAGGCACAAUACGUCUCUUCUCCAGCGCAACAACUACUGCUUGUAGUGUCACCGGAGCAGCAGCAGCAGCCAAACAGUCUACGAGGAUGGGUGUUCCUACGUGGACGAAGAGCGGCGCCGUUUACUGGGUUCAGAUGGAUUGUGGGGCCCGGAGUGCCGGCACCGUGGCGCUGGGUGGCAAGGCCGACUACGAGGAAGAGAAGAAACAGCAUGCAGCAGAUCAUGGCUCCAAGCCUUCCGUUGAUAACGGUUCUGGCAAUAAGGAUGAGAAAGGGAUCGCCAGUUAUUGGGGCGUGGGCCCCACCAAGCUUACCAAGGAAGAUGGCACCCAAUGGAAAUGGACUUGCUUUAGACCAUGGGAGACGUACAAAGCCGACGUCUCGAUAGAUCUGAAUAAGCAUCACGUGCCAACGACUUUCUUGGACAAAAUGGCUUACUGGACCGUCAAGUCUCUCCGAUGGCCUACUGACCUAUUCUUUCAGAGACGGUAUGGGUGCCGAGCAAUGAUGCUAGAAACUGUGGCAGCAGUGCCUGGGAUGGUAGGAGGGAUGCUGCUGCACUGCAAGUCCUUGAGGCGGUUCGAGCACAGCGGAGGGUGGAUCAAAGCCCUCCUGGAAGAAGCAGAGAACGAGCGAAUGCACCUCAUGACCUUCAUGGAAGUAGCCAAGCCCAAGUGGUACGAGCGUGCCUUAGUUGUCACAGUUCAAGGUGUCUUCUUCAAUGCUUACUUGUUGGGGUAUCUGCUCUCGCCUAAAUUCGCUCAUCGAAUGGUCGGGUACCUUGAGGAAGAAGCAAUCCACUCCUACACUGAGUUCCUCAAGGAGUUAGAUAAAGGGAACAUAGAGAAUGUGCCAGCUCCUGCCAUUGCUAUUGAUUAUUGGCAGCUCCCACCUAACUCUACGUUGAGAGAUGUUGUCACGGUUGUUAGGGCAGAUGAGGCACAUCAUCGAGAUGUCAAUCACUUUGCAUCGGACAUACACUAUCAUGGCCGCCAACUGAAAGAAUCUCCGGCCCCAAUUGGUUACCACUAGGGCUGGACAACCUGACCCAACCCGCACCGAUUGCCAGAAACCGCCUGACAACAAAUGAUCAUGAUACCUUCUAUUUAAAGUUUUGGGUCAAGUGAUACUAUUAGAGAUCAGAUGGGUAAUACUACUGCAGGUGCUAAAUAAACCUGCCCUUUGUCUACUAUCAACUUCAUUGUACACACUAUGGAAAUCGAUUUCUUGGUUUUGAUACUUUUUUUUUUUUUCCUUCUAAAAAGUACAGUUUUUACAAAAAUUUUCCACUUCUAAUCUACCAGGGUUUGAUUUGGGUUAGCUAUAUAUACAUGGCGACAGCCAAAUCCAAUUGCUUUGAGCCUUGGACAAGCAUGGCACAAGAGAAA